Messenger RNA from Cuscuta campestris, 2681 nucleotides. Lineage: Eukaryota; Viridiplantae; Streptophyta; Magnoliopsida; Solanales; Convolvulaceae. The record is from the annotation of a GenBank genome assembly.
AUGAGACGCAACUAUCUUAUCUCAUACGUAUUAGUCUUGAUAUACUAUGAUGUCCGCAUUGUCAUAAACAAUCUUUAGGGCCUAUUGUUCUUGAUAUAACAUAGAUAUGGAAUCAUAAGUUGGGAUCUAGGGCUCACUUAUAUUCAACAUAAUGAAGCUAGCUUUUUAUUGAUUAGCGAAAGAAAGGAAGCGUUACAUCAGCUGUGAUUGCUCCCUCAACAUGUGGGGAAGUAAUUAAAAAAGAAAUACAAGGAGUAAAAAUAUUAUGUUGGAUGGCCCAUUUGGCCAAAUGAUGGGCUCCCAUAUUUCCCUUUCGAGGUAUGUAGGAGAUCUUUUGACGUGGAUGUGUAAAAGCGUGGAGGAGAGUUGUCCAAAGUUUGUGAUUGACUCCCGGGUUUUUGCAAUUGGAAAUUAACUUGGCUAGACUUUUGCAAUCAGUGUUGCCCCAAAUAUUUCUCCCAAAGUGUUCAGCCCAUUUCAUUCCAAUGGCUAAAGCUUUUGCUUCACCUUGUAAGGCAGUUGUUUCUUCAAUCUUCCAUGUUCCCGCUGCAAUGAAGGUGCCAUCCCCUCUGCGUAGAACUGCACUUGCCACCCCGGAAAGGAAGCAGUUUGUGAUGAAGACGGCACUGGAGGAAGGAGAUUUUUGGAAUUUGCUUCAUGUUCCAAUUGAUUUGGAUAUGUUGGAGUGGUUCUGCAUCCUCUUCCUCUUCCUCAGGUUGGAUUGCCAGAUUUCUUCAGCUAGUUUGAGUAUAUCCUUCUGCUUGGUUCUGUUCUUGAGGAUGUUGCCAAAGGCUGUCCUUGCAGACGUUUCCAACAGGGAGUACCACUUCUGGAAACAAAAAUGCAGCUUGAAGUGGUUCAAAGAAGGAGAUGCCAACACCAAAUUCUUUCACGGUCUGGUGAAGGAAAAAAGAAGAAAGCAGAGGAUUAAUGUCUUGAUGAAUGAAAACGGAGAAGCUAUUCAAGACACAUGCUCUUUAGAAGACAUGGUGGUACAUCAUUUUUCCACCCUUUUCAAUGGCACAGAGCAAGCAGCAACACAGGACAUGUAUAAUGACUUUAUGGCUUCCAUUCCCCACUUGAUCAACAAUGAACAAAACACCAAAUUGAUGGCACUUCCUUCAGAGCAGGAACUCAAAGACAUCCUGUGGGGAAUGGAUGCAAACUCAUGCGCUGGACCGGAUGGAUUCAAUGUAACAUUCUUCAAGGGAUGCUGGGAUAUUGUUAAACGAGAUGUUACCUCUGCCUGUCAAGAAGUAUUCCUUGGAAUCCCCAUGACUACAGCAGCUGCCAGUUCUAACAUAUGCUUGCUACCUAAAGUUGUGAACGCCAACAAAUUAAAUUACUUUAGACCUAUUUGUCUUUCCACUAUAGCUUCCAAAAUUGCUACUAGGUGCAUUGCUAAAAGGUUGGGCAGGAUUCUUCCAGAAAUUAUCUCUGAAGAACAAGCAGCAUAUGUGCCUGGGAGAGAAAUGUUGGAUCAAAUUCUCAUUACCAAGGAGCUGGUCCAUAACAUCAACAAGAAAACUAAAGGGGGAAAUCUAAUUAUUAAAUUGGACCUUUCCAAAGCCUUUGACAAAGUGAAGUGGUCCUAUCUUCUAGACAUCCUUCAGAGAUUUGGAUUCUGCCCACAGUUCAUCCACAUGAUUGAGAACCUCCUGAUCACAAAGCUGGAAAAAAUCAUGAAUAUGUCUCAUAAAAAGUUUCCGUUCAUCCACCUUGGCACUCCUAUUGAUCUUGGAAUCACAAGGGCAGGUCACUGUGCGGGCCUUAUUCAAUCCUUUGACAGCAAACUGAAUGGAUGGUACCAGAGGAGCCUUGAUCAUGCUGGAAGACUAGUUCUCAUCAACCACGUCCUGAACACCAUUCCUAACUACUUCCUUGGUACCAACACCAUUCCCACAUCCAUUUGUAACAUGCUAGAACAGAAGAUGGCACAUUUUUGGUGGGGAGGUGGGACCAAACAUCACUGGACGAAGUGGGAGGAUCUUUGUCUCCCUAAAGAAGAAGGGGGCAUUGGGACUAGAAGACUCAAAACCCUAGAAGCUGCUUUCUCCCUCAAACUAUGGUGGAAGGUGCAUCAUGAGAAUAGCAUAUGGGCCAGAUUUAUGAGGGCUAAAUACUGGCGAGAAGUAAAUGCAUAUAAGCUGAUUGACAAGAUCUCCACCUACAUUCGGCAAUGGCUACUGGUCAAAACACCAAACAAAAUUCAGACUCAUGAUGCAUGGCUGUUUACCAUGAAAAUUAUCCCACAGUUUACGAAAGAAAAGCAGGUGCGCAUAAUCAAAUGGAUGGCUCCUCCAACCGGCAGGCUCAAGCUUAAUGUGGAUGCAUCAUUCACUAUAUCUAACCAACGAGGGGCAGCCAUAUUGCGGGAUGAGAAUGGAAGAUUUGUUAGGGCAGCUACUUUUAGCCUGGCAUCACGCACUCCUUUUCAAGCAGAAGUUGCGGCUGGAAUCGAGGCGAUCAGCUAGGCACUCAAGUUUAUUCCGUAGAAUAGAAUAAACUAGGUCUGGGGCGAGCGCGGUUCGCCCAGUGUAUGCUUUAAUAUGUAUGAUGUGAUGCAUGUGAUGCUUGUAUGUAUUAUUGCAUGGUGGAUGAUUGUGGCUUAGUUAUAUUUGUUGUAAUUUUAAAUACGGCCUGCGUGUCGUGCCUCAUCUCUAUACUCUGGAUGUAAUUCU